Messenger RNA from Hyphopichia burtonii NRRL Y-1933, 984 nucleotides. RefSeq lists its product as uncharacterized. NCBI's taxonomy places the organism in Eukaryota, Fungi, Ascomycota, Pichiomycetes, Serinales, Debaryomycetaceae. The coding region runs from base 1 to 984 and encodes 327 amino acids. The record is from RefSeq and is a predicted model, not a curated record. The transcript has a single exon.
AUGUCCUUCAACUCUUCUAAGUUUGCAGACAAGGAAAAUGCCUUGAAACAAUCAUUGGGAUCAAAUAAGUCCAAUGUAAUUAAUGAAAAUACUUUUAAAGUUUCCAAACAACAAGUCCAAAACACUCAACAACAAAAACAACAAGGUCUUAAUCAACAACCAAGACGUAAUAGAGUACCAUUAGGUGGGAAAGAUCAAAAUAAAGCAUUCCCAACUCUACAGAGAUCCCAAUCGAGUAUUAGUGGUACUAAAAAUGAAAAGAUUUUACCAAAAAUCAAUUCAAGUAUUAAGCAACAAAGACAAAAACAACCUUUUUUGCAAAAAGCACCUUUUUUACAAAAAGCAAAUUCAUCCUUAGGAUUUUCCCAUAGUCAAAAUAAUAACGUUAUCAAUGAAAGACGUUCUCAAAUAAAGAAGGCUAAUCCAUUAAAGAAUAAUUUAUUUAAAUUUGAAGGAAAUCAAACAUCAUCAGAUGAAUUGGUUAAAAAAUCAAAUUUACCAGCCUUACCAAAGAUACAAAAUCUUGAAUCAACAAUCACUUUCAACACUCAACGUCUUCAUGCAAAUAAUAUUAUUAAUCUUGAUAUUAAUCAAAAUAACGUGGAUCCAGUUAAAUCUAGUAAACCAUUGAUUGAAAAAAAAUUUAUUAUUCCUCAACACUUAAUUGAUGAUCCAUUGAGUAUUGAAAUAACUCCAAUCAAAGAAGAUCCAUUACCAGAUAAACCAUUCGAUGUACCUCAUUUCACUAAUGAUGAUUUAGAAAUUUUUUCCAAAGGUUAUUCGAAAUUAACUAAAGAUAAUACUUAUGAACACCCUGAUAUCAAACAAAAUGAAAUUAAAUUAAAUUUUCAAGAUAUAAAUCUUGAUAAAGAAUUAAAAUUUGAUGAUAACGAUGAUAUUAAAUCGAUUGAUUUAAGCGAUCAACCUCGUCCUGAUAAUGUUGGUUUGACUGUUGAUGAACUAAAUGAUUUAUUAGAUUUUUAA